Messenger RNA from Podospora anserina S mat+, 1812 nucleotides. RefSeq lists its product as uncharacterized. Bases 1 to 1812 code for a protein of 603 amino acids. NCBI's taxonomy places the organism in Eukaryota, Fungi, Ascomycota, Sordariomycetes, Sordariales, Podosporaceae. The transcript has 3 exons. The record is from RefSeq and is a predicted model, not a curated record.
AUGAACCGUCUGGCUUUGGCCCAUCCCAAGAUACGGCGCCUGGCCUUCAGUCGUCAGGCGCUGUUCGUCGGCCUCGCCAUAUGCUUCGUCUGGUUCGUCACCGUGUCGAUGCGCAACGAUGUUUCAGAGCACUGGUCACGGCUCGGCCUUCAGCUUCCCGAUCUGCGGAAACAACCACAACGGAUGCCAACUCACAAUGUCCUACCACCACUCGCUCCGCGCAUUCCCUGUUACGGUCCCCGUGGACACCUUCUGGGACAUAGCCCCGACGACGACCUUGUUGAGAAGGAGAUUGAUGGCCCCUACCCAAUCCCAUUUGCCGGCUCCUUUGAGGCCCUCGGCUUUGACUUGACCUACAUGACGGCCGAAAACCGCUACGGACCCUAUGGCUACGGCGAAAACAAGGAGGACUACAAGCGCCAAAAGGUCGACUGGGCCAACCUUGACUGGGGCAAGCUGCAGAAUGAGUGCUUUUACCGAAACCGAGAGCGCUUCCCCGAAGCCGCCGAGCCAUUGAACGACACGCGCAUCGAGACCCGAUUCACCUACCGAAAGAACGCCCCUUUCUCGGAAAUCAGGCACUGGCACGAAUUCGAGCCAAGCAGGAGGACCGCCAUUGUGGUGCGCGUGUGGAAGGGAUACGAGUACUCGUCUGAGGAUAUGUACUACAUCCGCUCGCUCAUUGCUGAAACGUCGCUCAAGUCCGGUGGCGAGUACCAGGUCAUUCUUCUGGUCGACAUGAAGGAUUACGAGGGAUACAAGCCCGAGAUUUUUGCUUCGAGAGAGCUGUACGAGCAAGGUCUGAAGGAUGCCGGCGUUCCUCCCGAGUUUGCCUCGAUUGCGAUUCUGUGGGACAACCGGCUCCUGGACAGCUGGUACCCGGACGUUGAGGAGCAUCGCACCAUGUGGCAGGUGUUCCAGCCCAUGCAGCUCCUCGCGCUCUUUUACCCCGAGUUUGAUCACUGGUGGCAGGUCGAAAUGGACAUGCGCUUCAUGGGUGAUGCCGGCAAGAUGCUCGACAGGCUGGCACUCUUUGCGCGCGAGGAGCCCCGCAAGCAGGCCCUCGAGCGUGCCACUUUCUGGCAUAUGAUUAACGAAAUCGGAGAUUACGAAGAAUUCUCAAAGCAGGUCGACAAGGCGAACAACGGCGGGUCUUUGGCUUGGGGUCCCAUGAGAGUGAGGGAGAUCUUGCCCAUUGGGCCCGAGCCUCCGGUAUCCGACCCGCGCAACGAAACCUUCCGCUGGGGCGUCGGCGAAGAGGCUGACGUGAUCACGACUUCGUACUGCAACGACGCCAACAAACCGAAUAGCUGGGUGUUCAAGGAGUGGAUUUACGGCUUUAAGAAAGGCGUUCAGACACCCCGCUACUACUGCCCACCAGCCAUCAUGCGUGGCAGCAGAACGCUGCUCCUGGCCAUUCACCAAGCCCAAGUCGAGCAAGGGAUCCGUGUGCCAAGCGAGGCCACUCUCCCAAGCUUUGCGCUCUGGCACGGACUCAAGCUCAGCUUCCCUCAGCACCCCGUCUUCCACCGCGACAACGGCGAUGACAAGAUGCAGGAUGAGUGGUGGCGCGGUGGUCCCCAGGCCAGCAAAUCCGGCAACGGCCCCGACAAUCUCGACCACCCUCGGGGCAUGGGCCUGACUUUCUGGUGGGAAUCGGACUUCCCUCGUCAAAUCUUCAGCGCGUGGACAGGCCGCAAGCUGGAGGAGGACGUCGACUUCCCCUGGUUAUUACAUCAGCAAGACGGGCAAAUAUUUGCACCCAAUAUCAUAAUGCAUCCGAUGAAGCACAUCAAGGACGACCAGGAAUGA